AUGCAGCUCCUCGUGCUCAAGAUGACCACAGAUACCAUGGCCGCUUUGCAACGCGCCGACGAGCCGCCGGCGGACGACCAAGACGAACUGCAGAAGCGCGAACAGGCUGCCGGAUCAACCAACUUCUCGCCAGCGACGACCUCAGCCCCGAGCAACGCAAGGAGCUCGAAGAUAACCAAGGCCGACACCGAGAACUACCUGGACUUAAAGUUGCGCCGAUUGAAGGAUGCGCUGCUCGACAAACUGGCCAAUCUCACCAAGUACGGCCAGGAGAAGCAGAAGCUCAACUCGGCUGCCGAGCCUGUUGAAGUGGCACUGAAUACCAUCUUUGACAAGUAUGCCAACCAGGCCCCUCCGCCAUUCCUCGUCGGAAAGGACGACUUGAGCCGCGCCGACGGAGUGAAGGCCUGGCUGGCUGAUUCCGCAGCUGCGAGCCGUGGUUACCGCAAGGGAAUGGCUGCACGACAAUCUGCCAUCUCGCGAAGCCGAUCU
Mesorhabditis spiculigera is the source of this 492-nucleotide messenger RNA. The record is from the annotation of a GenBank genome assembly. Lineage: Eukaryota; Metazoa; Nematoda; Chromadorea; Rhabditida; Rhabditidae.